This is a messenger RNA of Maudiozyma saulgeensis, 1854 nucleotides long. NCBI's taxonomy places the organism in Eukaryota, Fungi, Ascomycota, Saccharomycetes, Saccharomycetales, Saccharomycetaceae. The record is from the annotation of a GenBank genome assembly.
AUGUUGGAAGAUGACUUAGAAACGCAGCCCUUGUUGGGCGGCCCACAAACAAACACGAGAGAUGGUGUUAUACAGCCAGCCACACAACGGUUAACAAACCUUCCAAAUGAUAGAAGAAAAAGCAAAAACUAUUCAAAUUGUUUGAGAAAGGUCCACCUAAUGAUAUUAGGUGCUUUUUUUGUUGGUAUAGCAUUUAUGUUCAUAACGUGUAGAAUUACCACAUUUGUAAAACAUACGCCUACAGUCGAUGAAGUGCAGGACAAUGUAUUUCAAAUAUCAGAUGUUGAAGUUCGUGAUGUGACCAUCGAUGGUUGGAGAGAAAGUAAAAAUAAUCCAACUUUGGAUAACGAUAAUGGAAAAUAUUUACAAGUGACAGUACAAGCUAACUAUAUGAUAAAUUAUGAUCGUUUACAAAAUAGUUCUUUAGCUAUAGAUCCUCAGAAAGUUGAAAAUUUUAAGUUUGUGGCAGAAAAUCUAGUUAAGACUCUUUGUAUUGAUCUUAAUAACUCCACAACCUUUCAUAAUGUCAAUAACAAAAAUUUUGCAUUAGCAAAUGUAUUGGUUCAGAAUCCUGUAUGUGUCUCGUUACUUAAUGGAACUGUAACACCUUUGAAUGUCACCCUGUUAGUACAACCAAACAUGAAGAAUAUUAUGAGUGUCCUGAAGAAGAUUCUAUCUCAUAAAUAUGAAGGUUUGCAAUUGUGGUCUCGUGUGAGUGUUACUUUAUACAAACAAAGCAUAAUGAAACUGGAUAUUAAACUAGCUACAUUACCAAGAGUUAAAAUAGAUUGGACAAAAGUUUUCGAAUGGAAUAAAUUAGAGGAUCAAUUUUUACGUUAUCUAGAUAAAAAUCUGGAAAUUCCUAAAGUUCAGCAAUUACAAGUCACAGAUGAUUCAGAACAGUAUUUUGAUGUACAAAUACAGACAACUCCGUUAAGGAUAUUGGAUAAAUUGUUAACAGAUAACAAAUGGAUACACAUACCACAGAAUACAAUUAUACCGCAUCUUAAAUGGAGUAUAAGACUUCCCGAUUGUUUUAAUGAAUGUACUAUUGAGGUCCCUACAUUGGAAUGUCAUAGUUCAAAAUUUGAUUUGAGGCAAAAUGAAUCGCUAACUAUUUAUAACAGACUUGGAGGUCCGUUACCUCGAGAAUUACUAUCACAUGUUUGUUCAUCUGAUGAAGAGAAUACAGUUACACCUUUAACAAUGAUACUAAACGAGCUUAUGAAUGAUUCGUUAAGUUGUGGGAUAGAGUUGAAAGGUGCAAUUGCAGACAUGAGCCAUUUAACUGUUCAGAAUGAAGAGGAUAUGCUUUUACCACCAGAUAUUUUACAAUCUUUUUUCCAUGAGUUAGAUUAUUUUCCAAUAUCUAUUAAUACAACGUUUAAUGCUACAGAUAUCUUAAGAGUGAUCACUAUUGACAAUAUGCGAUUGAUAUGGUCAGAUAACCGACUUCGUAUGGUUGGGACGAUGAUAGCCUCUAUUGAUCUUGCAUUUUAUAAUACACAAGAAGAAAGACUUGCUGUACAUAAUAUCAAGGGUAACUUAGAGAUAUAUCAUACAGGGACACAUUUUCUAUCUAUCCCAAUGACAGUUUGGACUAAAUCUACAUCUGAAAUUAGACAUGAUGAGGAUAAUAACAACAGCACCUUCAUCGAUGUCACAUUUGACAUAAAGGACGAUGAUAUGAAAGUAAUUGAUCGGGGUGAAUUAUCUGAAGUGUUUAAUGAAAUUUUCUUCAAAGGAGAGACUCGAGUGACCUUUGACUCCAUCCUUGAUGUAGUAGUAGAAAGUGUCCUCGGAGAGGUAGUCAUCACUGGAUUGAAGGCUUCUGGAGAGACUCUGGUACACUAA